UGACAUCUACAGUUCAUUAUUCAUAAAUGGAGUUCGGGGCGAAGCGUUUUCUUGCUUUUUUUACUGCAGAAACGUAUUCUCUUGAGGCGGGGAGGACUGGGUAUAUGAGCAAACGGGCAAAUGCCCGGUGGGCCGGUACCAAAUGGGCCGGUCUGGUCGCGACCAAAGAAAAAAAAAUUUCUUCAAUGCAGACCACUUUUUUUUUAAAGUGACAGCAUCGAGACACAGAUGCCCGAACACGUUUUCUUUUCUUUUUUUUUAAUUUAUUUAUUACACUUAAUUUUGUUUGAAAUUCAACAAGAAUAUCAAAAAAAUCUACACUAAACACUGUAUCCUACGUAUUAUCAUUUGCAAAACGUUAGACCGUACUUUUUGCUAUGCACGAGCGGCAUGAACUUCAACAAUGCUUUGAUGUCUUCGAGGUUGUGUUUGGCUUAUCAUUUUGCUGUUCGGCAUGGACGUUUGAUGGCACUCUCUUUUGUUUUUGCUCCUUCCCUUCUCCGCCUUUUGAUGGUUCCAUUGUCAGUUAACGAAAAAGAGGGAUGAGAGAGGUUAAUUAAGUUACAAAACAUUGAUAUAACGCAGAAAAAAAUUGGGGCGACAAUUAAGCUCUUUAACGGAUACAAUGGAUACCAGCACAUAUAGAACUAGAAGAAAAUGAGAAGGCUGACACACUCGCUAAGAGUGGGAGAACAAAUUCACAAUUAAAUUGCACUCUAUUCAUUAGAAAUGAAGAAACUAAUUGUAAAUAAAAUAAAUGAGAAAUGGACAAGCUCUCAUCCGAAUCACAAGAAAGAUGAUGCCUAUUAUAAGCUAUCCUGACAAGAUCAACUCUAAUCUUACGACUCAGGACCGGACACAGCAGAAUGAGACAUGUCCUUCAACACUAUUCUCUUUACCAUGAGACCUGUACAAGACACUGGCCUCAAAGCACCUCAAUAGAAAGAAAACUAUAUGGAGAGCUCCCUGAUUUGGAAACCACUGCGCAGUUCAUCUCGUAUAUUGGUUUAGUCAUCUGAACGUUCCAACAUAAAAAUGAGAACGAGGAAGAAGAAGCUCUUCAACAAUUAACACACACAGCCACGAAAUUGCAAGCCACCCAACUUAUUCACAGCUCAAUAUGAGAUUUGUACAGAAAAAGUAAAGAAUGCUACAAGUUGUUUGACGUCUACUUCAUUCAUUGAACUUCAUAGUAACAAAAGACCUCACCUCAUCUGCAGGAAAUCAGAAUAGUUCGUUUUUUUUUGAUGAAUGAGUCAACACACUGAGAUUCCCACUAAGAAGCUUUUUAAAAUUAGAGAAACAUUGUCACGUGACAAUUAUUUUUUACAAAUAACAUUUUUCCACAUUUCUGUGAGCUGACAUCAUGUGCAGUGAGGCCAAUGUCACCAAUGGCAUUAAAACUGACAAAACCGUAGAUUCUGAAGACGCUAAUGACACAGUAGAGGGCAAUAAAGAUGAGAGCAAUGACACUGACACAAGUGGAACACCAGGGAUGGACAGGCAACCCAUUCCAAUGAAACAUCCAAAAGUAAAGCAACAAAAUUCUGGAGAGAAAAAGAAAAGAAAGAAAAGGAAGAAAAAGAAAUCCAAUUCUAUCACCAUUGAGAAUGAAGCAUCACAGACCAGCAGAGAUGGCUCAGCACCUAAAGAAGUCUUGAAAAGUUCAGCACCUAAAGAAGUCUUGAAAAGUUCAGCACCUAAAGAAGUCUUGAAAAGUUCAGCACCUAAAGAAGUCUUGAAAAGUUCAGCACCUAAAGAAGUCUUGAAAAGUUCAGCACCUAAAGAAGUCUUGAAAAGUUCAGUCAUCAAGGAAAAGAUGAACCUUCAGUGCCAAGACAAACAAUUUGAGAAGUUUGAACAGAGAAGUGAAAUCAAAACCGAUUUAAACGAAAAUUGUGAGAUCCCUUUCACUACGUGUGAACACAAUGUUGAAGGAACGGAUCAAAUAAACAGUUUCAUUACGGAUCAAAUAGGAACAACGAUUAUUUGUCAUGUUGAGACAGCUGAAAGUGAGAUCUCAAUAGAAAGAACUGCUUCUCAAAUAGAUGCUUUAGAAGAAUUCAGUUGUCUUGAAAGUAGAGAAAACGAUAACCUACUGAAACAUAUACAUAGGGAUGAUCUUAACGAUAAACAACUAUUGACGAAUGGAAAGGAAGUAAGCGAUAAACAGCAAUCUACAAACGACAAUGAAAUAAAUGAUAAACUACAACAAUCUACGAAUGAGUAUGAAGCUUACUAUAAACUACAACAAUCUACUAAUGGGGAUGAAGUCAAUGAUAAGGUACAGCAGUCUACUAACGGGGAUGAAGUCAAUGAUAAGGUACAGCAGUCUACUAAUGGGGAUGAAGUCAAUGAUAAGGUACAGCAGUCUACUAAUGGGGAUGAAGUCAAUGAUAAGGUACAGCAGUCUACUAAUGGGGAUGAAGUCAAUGAUAAGGUACAGCAGUCUACUAACGGGGAUGAAGUCAAUGAUAAGGUACAGCAGUCUACUAACGGGGAUGAAGUCAAUGAUAAGGUACAGCAGUCUACUAAUGGGGAUGAAGUCAAUGAUAAGGUACAGCAGUCUACUAAUGGGGAUGAAGUCAAUGAUAAGGUACAGCAGUCUACUAAUGGGGAUGAAUUCAAUGAUAAGGUACAGCAGUCUACUAAUGGGGAUGAAGUCAAUGAUAAGGUACAGCAGUCUACUAAUGGGGAUGAAGUCAAUGAUAAGGUACAGCAGUCUACUAAUGGGGAUGAAUUCAAUGAUAAGGUACAGCAGUCUACUAAUGGGGAUGAAGUCAAUGAUAAGGUACAGCAGUCUACUAAUGGGGAUGAAGUCAAUGAUAAGGUACAGCAGUCUACUAAUGGGGAUGAAGUAAACAAUACACUUCAACAAAUGAUGAAUGCUGAUCAGCUACGGCACGCUAUACAUCGCGAUAAAAUCAACGUGAAAGUAAAUGUGACAUCUACCAGUAAUUAUUUUGAUGGACAUGGUAACCAAGAGGAAACUACGACUCUUAAGAAUGGUGUUCAUAGCAAUGCUCUUCAAUCCCCGACUACAAAUAUUGAUGAAAGAAAUGGAAAGCAAUGGAAGGCUGCUCACAAUGUUGAGGAGAAAAAGAAAAAAGGUAAACCAUUCAAUGAGUUGGCAGAAAGGUGGCAUAUCAUGCACCCGCAUACUUUGAUAUUGGAUGAAAGUAGACAGAGGCUGACUGAGAUGUAUCUCCUCAGACAAGUCAUGGACAAUGAAGUCCCUGCUAACACCAACAUGGACAGGGAGAAGAUGCCUAAUACUUGCAACAGCGUUACAUUGAUAAAGGGAGAUAAAACUGUCAAUGACAACAGUGAAUUACACAAAUGUAAUGAUCUCAUCGAUACGGACGACAAUGUAACUUGUAAGUGUGAUCAAAUUCAAGAAGAGAAAUCUGUUUCACAUAACUCUAAUACUACUGUAGUGGAUAAUGACUUGAAUGCUGAUCCAGUUUUUGGAGAGAAACAAAAUAAGGAUAGCGAUGAAGCUGAGGAAAAGAGCAAUGUUGGCAGCUCUCUAGCCGAAGAUUCUCAGAGGACAACGCACAUGCAAGUGGAUAGCAUUUUAAUCAGUCCUACCAGAGCGUCAUCUCAACAUACAAAGGGUCCAGGAAACAGUAUGUCAGAGAGUCAGCUGCUGGUACAGCUUCAAGAACAACACAUAGCCAUGACAAAGCUUCAGGCUUAUGCCCAAGAGCAGAAAGUGGAAUCUAACUUGCUGACCACAGCACUGAGGAGAAAGCUGAGACAGAAGGAGACCAAACUGAAAUCUGUACAAGCACAGUAUGAGCAACAGAUGAUGUCUGUUCUCUCGAGACUGCUAUUUCUUGAAGGUCACCUACAAAGAGAACAUAAGCAGAUGUCAGAGAUCCUACAGGAAAAAGAUGACAUCAUCAGAAGGCAGAAGGCUGCAAUUACAGAUCUUACAGAGAAAAAUGAUGGCCUACUAAAAGCUCUGAAAGAGAGUCAUGGUUACUCUGAGGACAAUGGACUUAUCAAACUUGAAAACAUUGUUGUUAAUCAAAAUGGUUCUAUUCCCAUUCAGGACCAUGGCAACAAGGUCAUCUUAAGAGCACCUAAAUCAAAAAAUGGUGAGAAGACUCCAAGUAAAGUUCGUUUCAGUGCUAUGAAAGAAAGACUCAGAAGGCACAAAAGUAGUUUGGAGCUUUACCAUGGGGACAGACUGGAGACACUAGAUGAAGGCGGAUUAAGAUAUGGCAGUCAAGAAAACCUUGUCACCAAAAAUGAUGUCAGAAAUUUUGAUCGUAAAGAGAGAUGCAGAAGUUUAGUGGACUAUCCCUAUGGACUCCGGGAUGUUGAUGAACAUCAUAAUGAAAGUCCUGACAGUUGUUUUGGUGACUCCACUGAGGGCUUUCCAAAUGAUUCCAAGAACUCUUCUUCUUCUUCAUUAGUCAAUAUCUCAGAGAGGUUAGCUACCAUGAGUGGUAAGCCAUCAUCAAAGUCAAUGCCUUCUUAUGGGUUUAAUGAAUUAUCAAAGUCUCGGUCAGUGCCCCAUGCCUUGCCAACAGUUGCAGAAAAUGAUACUGGGAAUACAAAUUUAAAAGAACGCCCUCUCUCACUGCCCAGUGUAGAGCUGUUAGUUAAGGAUGUUCCACCAAGCAGCAAUAGCAGCUCCACAACAAGCUUAAACAAUGUCGGCCAGCCAGCACCCAGUCCAAGCAAUGCUUCCCCACCUUCAGAAUCAAACCCAUUUAAAUCAUUUAAGAAUGUCUUCAAACGCCGUGGCAGUAAAAAGAAAAAAUCUCCCAUUGCAGAGAAUCAAGAAUCCAAUUCUGAGGCCUUAAAACAACAUUUUAAGAAAUUUAAUUUAUCUUAAAGUUUUCCAUACGUUUUAUUAGGGUUCAAAAAAUGACAACUUUAUAUUUAGGAAAGAAAAUACUGAAAAUCAAAGUUGAAGUUCUUGUAUGUAAAAGACAAAUAAAGCAGCUUGACUACUUGAAAUAAAUAAAUAUAAAUAUGACAUGUCUAGAUAAAAGUUUACCUUCUCUUCUGUUGGAAUUCAAAAUGUCCUGAAAAAAAAAAGACAGUUUUUUAAACAAGUUUUUUCAGGAAAACUCAAAAUGUUUCUACAGAAAAUAUUUGUGUGCUAUAUUUUGUAUACAGCAUCUCUGUGUGUUUUGACAUGUUUCAGAGCAAAUGUACAUGUAACUUAUCCCCUGCUAUCACUGGUCUCUAACAGGUUCACAUUGCUUGCAUAUGAUUUAACAGUAUUGCUUGCAUCUUUGGAUGCUUAGAAUUGAAUAUCAGUGGUGUUCAACAAAAUUUUUACAGAGCACAAUCUAAUCUGACGUGAAUGGUGCAGUAACCAUAAUGCAAUGCUAUUUAAUAUUUGUGUAGUUUUAAUACUUGAUGCAGAUCAAUAUAAACAAUGCCAGAGAAUCUCUUUGAAAUCUAUGCAAAGUCUGUCUGAAUGUAUCUCUUACAUUUUGUUGGCUGAAUGUGCCAACAACUCUUCACUCACUUCAAAUCUUUCUGAAGCCAUGCUUUUCACUUACAUCAUGUUGACCCAAUUUUUUAGUAGAUUUAAACAGGAAUAUGAAUACUUGACUUUGUCUCAUGGUUUCUGAAUAGGGCUAUUGAGUAGAUUUGUUGGCUAUUUUUUUACUACCAUGAUGUCAGUAAGAUAUAUCAUCUAAGUUCAAUGGGUUUAUUUAUUGAGAAUAUCUACUGCUUUGUGGACACUCCAGGAGUAGACUUCCAAUAGAAUUAACACAUUGUGUAAAUAGCUUCAUUAAAAUACAUAUUAUUUUGUACCAGUAAAGACUAUACCAGGCAUGUUGGGUGCUUGUGGAUUACCUAAUGAAUAAUUUAAAUGUUAACAUUGUUAGUUGUUGAGGGUCUUUAUGCAUUGGACUGUAAUGAAUUCUUGAUUUGAUCAGUUAGCUUAGGCCCUUCAUUUCAGUCAUUGAUCAGUUUGGCCUGCACAUCUAAUAGAAGCUUUUGAUUGGUUGGAAAUACAAAAUGUACACCAAUGAUAGAAGAACUAAAUUACCAAUUAGAAAACUAAAAUUUUUCUAAUAAUAGAGACAAUCGCUAGAAACCAAUCAUUAACUUACAAUUUUUUUGUUCUACUCCGACUCUAUACCAACUAGUGGGAAGAAGCUCAAAUAGAAACAUUCAUGAAAACAUUGGGGAAAUGUUUGAACUAAUGCUGGGGGACUUGUGUAUACACAUUGUACAGCCAGAGAAUGCUAUGUUAUUAUGUGAAUGACACAUCUUGAUGCAGUUUUUUAGGAUUUCCUUGUUAUAAUGCCUACAUCAGAAACAAAGAUCCUAUUUCCUGUUGUAAUAAUGCCAGGACUUUUUAGAAAUGUCUUUUAAGAAAUAAUCAAUUGACAUCUGCUACUCGUCCACUGUAUCCUGAGCUAGACAACAAAAUACUAUGACCAAAUGUUCAUGACCUUCAAAUGUUUAUAUAUUGUGCAAUUGUUGUCCUUCACCUGGCCUUUAGUCUGUUGGACGGUUGGGGCACCACAAAAGAUCUGUUGACCGUCCUCCAUUCCUCUCUGUCUUUUGCCUUUUAUAGAACCUCUUUCAAUGGCAGGCCCGUCCAUUCUUUUAUGUUCCCAUCAUUUUUUCUGUCUGCCUCUUCUUCCUUUUCCUGGUACUGUUCCCAUGAAUGAAGGUCUUUGCAAGCUCAGAAGACUUUGUAAUAUGGCUGUAGAGUUUUAGUUUGCAUUUCUUUUUACACUAGUUGGCAUGUCAUCAUGGGGUCUAAUUGCUGUAGUAACUCUGUCUCUAAUCUCUUCUUUUCUGAUGCAGUCUUUAAAUGUGAUUCCUAGGAUCCUCUAGCAUUUCAACUCCAUUGCUAGGAUUCUCCUCUCUAGCUCUGGAGUCAGCGUCCAAGACUCGCAAGCAUAUAAGAAUGUGGCCAUGACCAGGGAGCGCAUCAGUUUGACUGAUAUAUCAUUGAUUCUUAGCUAGUCAAAGAAAUUAUUUUUUAAGAUAUUGAGCUUUUCCAUGCAUGGCUAUCAUUUGCAAGUUUUCAGUUCUUUACAAUAACCUUCAUUAUUUCAAAACUUCCGAUUCUGCAGUCCACUGGUACUGGGUCCUCCUAUUUAUCCCAUGAGUGAUGCUUCAUUUUUGUUAUUUUUGUGUUGUCAUACAUUCACUUAUCAAUUGUAUAAUUACCUUGUUCUUCUCUAACUGGACAAAUACUUUUCAGUUGUAUUCAAAUGAUAUCAAAUGAAAGCCAAUUCACUUCGUUGGACACAUUUAAGGACUGCCUGCAACCAGUGAGCCCCAUAGUUGACAUACCUGCUCUUCAUCCUUGAAACCAUUUGGAGCUAUACAUUAUUUUCAUCUGUUAUUGCAAUUGUUCAUAUAUAUACUAUCAAAUGAAUACACAUCAUUUGUAAUUAAAAUAUAGGUAAAAUAUAGUCCUUAACUAUGGUGGAUGUUUUAAAGGGACAUAAUUUCAUUUAUGUUUUUGGGAGGGAGGAAAUACAAUUAAUUCCCUUUUGUUGUAUGAAACAUUGUCAUUAAUAGCAAAGAAUGUCCUAUUCCCUGACUAUAAAGUAUACACACAUUCAUUUCUUUUGUUUGAUUCUUGAGUUUGAAACAACAUUAUCCAUGUUAGCUUGAAACCAGUGACUUUUGUUUUACUUAUGAAUCAUGUUUGUUGCUGAAAUUUUGGUACUAAGUUAUGGACAUUUUUGUACCUGAUUAUUUUGUUGAAUACCCAUGUAGAGCAGAAGUAGCAGUGAGACAACUUUUCUGGUUUGUAUCCAAAGGUUACCUAGAUACUACUUAGUCAACUAUUACCUAGAUACUACUUAGUCAACUAUUACCUAGAUACUACUUAGUCAACUAUUGGUCAUAGGAACAAGUAAAUAGUAGGCUUAAAGCUUGGUCUAGAUCAUAAGUUCAUGUAUACACAGAACUCAUGCACCAUUACCCCAAUGACUGUUGGAAAUGAUUUUGAUCUUCUCUGACAUUUGGAUGUGAGUAUAAAUCAGGAUCAAUAAGAGAUGAGUACAAAACUGUUUUAGGUCCAUUAUACACAGAUCUUACUUCAUACACGAUGUUUCCUCCACAUUUAAAACUUUUUUUUUUACUUUAAAUAAUGAGAUCUAUGUUUAAGUUUUUCAUGUAAACUUGUAAACCUUUGGCUGGGUUUCUAUCUGGUCGACUUGUUAAUACUUUAUGAUGCCAACUGUAAACAUUUCUCCACAGACUGUAACAUAGACUGCAAUAUGUACAAUACUAUGCUGAGCAGCCACAUUUUUUUUUAUUCUUUGGUUUGGAUUGAACUGAUUAUUUGUAAAUAACUUUCUUUUGUUUUCAGUUCUCUGUAUAGUCUCUUGUCCUAUGACUAGUUUGUUUCUUACUGCUGAGCAGCAUGAGUCCAGCACUAUGCAGUUUACUUUAAUACCUUCAAGUUGAUACUUUCUUUGGAAUCUGAUGUUUGAACUUUUAUGCUUAUACAAUGUUGGUGUUGUUUUGAAUUACAUUGUUUAUUUAUAUAAAACAGCUUCUUUACAUAACACCAAAAUGAAUCUAUAGUAGUUGAAACAACAGAUUUUUAUUCUAGAAAUAGUAGGCAUUUCAUCUUUUGCACACAUUUUCUUAUGUGCAUUUUUUAUUGCACCAAAUGUCUAAUAUUUGUACUGUAAAAAAAAAUUUAAGAACAAAAUUUUGUUUUUGUAAAAUUACAAUGGGUUUUUGCCACACAAAUGUUAUUACACAAGAGUCUACACAAGAAAAAACCCAUAAACCACUUUUUAGACAUUUAACAUUCACUUAACUGGGAAUAUUCAAAAAUACUUCAACUAUUGUAUAUGUCAUCAUGUCUAAUGUAUUUUAGAACAUGAUACUAUUGAGUGUUAUUAUAAAGAACACUAAUUAUGUUUUUAAUGUAAACCACAUUAUGUUCAAUGAACUACUGCUACACAUUACAUCACUGCUAUUUUCUCUUGUGUUAGUGUGCCAUAUAUAUAUAUAUACACUUUAUGUCUUAUAUAUUCCUAGAUAUUUUAAUAAAUAUAUAUAUGCAGCAUGUUAAGUUUUUGCUAUUUGAAGACAAGUAAUACUAAAUGUAACUCAUUUUGUACCAAAAAAUGUAAGGAUGGCUCUUAAGAUGGACUGGGAAUUUGUCUAGUUUUGACUUGUUAGUGUCAAAAAGUUUGGUUAUGAUCAAUAUAUUCGGUCAGAUUUCAAGAAGUAUCUACUGUGUAUAAAGUAGCUUGGCUUUAGAACUGACUUUGAUUCUUUUUAAAAUUGAUUCAGGUAGAGAAUUUUAUUGUAUUAAUUAUUAGAGCUCCAUUUGUUUUCACAAACAUUCAAACCAAUAGAUUGCUACAGAUCUGACAAAGCUAUUAGCUAACUAAAAGACAACACCGAGAGACAUUGACAAACACUGAGAGACAUUGACAAACACCGAGAGACAUUGACAAACACUGAGAGACAUUGACAAACACCGAGAGACAUUGACAAACACUGAGAGACAUUGACAAACACAGAGAGACAUUGACAAACACUGAGAGACAUUGACAAACACCGAGAGACAUUGACAAACACUGAGAGACAUUGACAAACACCGAGAGACAUUGACAAACACAGAGAGACAUUGACAAACACAGAGAGACAUUGACAAACACAGAGAGACAUUGACAAACACUGAGAGACAUUGACAAACACUGAGAGACAACAUUGACAAACACCGAGAGACAUUGACAAACACCGAGAGACAUUGACAAACACUGAGAGACAUUGACAAACACCGAGAGACAUUGACAAACAUGGGCCAGAGAGACAAUAAAUCAUGCCUGGAUUUUCUCUGAAUGUGUUUAGGUAUCAAGUUGUCAUUGUUCAUAGGUUCUGCUGUUUAAGUCAAGAGCUCAUACACAAAUAAAGCAAAUAUUACAGACUAUUCCAGUUUGAUGGAGUACAAAACAUUCUUCAAGUAUUUCUCAUUGGAUCAAUUCAUGUUUCUUGUAUAUUUGUUAGACUUUCAAAAUCUGCUAGGAACAUUAUUUGCUAAAAAGAAAAUCUCAUGAAGAUUCUUUUUAAAAAAUUUGAAAUGAAAUUUAGCUCAGAAUCAAAGAAAAAUUGCUACAAUAAUGAAACUCAAAGAUUUGUUUAUUAAUUUCUUUUUUUUUUGUCUUUUAAAAAGUAACUGUUCACUGAAUAUUAAGAUAUUGUUAAAUUCAAGUUUAGAAAUAUCAUAUGUCUGUUUUUAAACUGUUUGUAUUUAUUCCAAAUGUUUAUUUAAACCAUUCCCAUCUCUUGUUGGGCAGAUUGUGGCCUGGGUACAUUGAAGUUACAUUGGAAGACAAUUGUUUGUAUAACCUCUAAUCCAAUCCAACAUUCUGUUGUCAAACUGUGUUCAUGUUUGUCUUGUGUUCAUUUGGUUUCAAUGUUUUGUUGUUUUUCUAAUACAAAGUUUGUCAGAUGAAAAUAAAAUGUUUCCAUCUCCUCUAAGGACA
Biomphalaria glabrata is the source of this 10460-nucleotide messenger RNA. Its product is annotated as putative leucine-rich repeat-containing protein DDB_G0290503. The coding region runs from base 1367 to 4849 and encodes 1160 amino acids. NCBI's taxonomy places the organism in Eukaryota, Metazoa, Mollusca, Gastropoda, Planorbidae. The record is from RefSeq and is a predicted model, not a curated record. The transcript is spliced from 3 exons.